CAGAAACGCCAUCUUGACAGCACCCUCAAAAUGGCAGAAAGCUGUGAGUCCGAAGCCGAGUCCGAYCUAAGGUUCUGUUCCUUGGCUUUUUAAAACCUGGUGAGCCCGUUCUUCCACGCGCGGAGUGGUUAUGGGGUUGGUGUCCGGCGCCGCAGCACACAGCCUGUGAGAUGGAUAUAAGCACGGCGGUUUUCAACGCGGCCAGAGACGGUAAGCUGAAACUUAUCCAGAAGUUGCUGAGCAACAAAACUCCCGAGGAGCUGGAGGCUUUGGCGGAGGAGAAGACGCAGGGAAGCACCGCUCUGUUGAUAUCCUCUCGAUACGGACAUUUAGAGGUGGUGGACUACCUCGUGGAACACUGCAAAGCGAAUGUUGAACUCGGGGGUUCGGUCAACUUCGACGGCGAAACUAUCGAGGGGGCUCCGCCGCUGUGGGCGGCUUCGGCAGCGGGUCACCUCUCGGUGGUGAAGGCGCUGCUGAAGCACGGCGCCUCGGUCAACAACGCCACGCUGACCAACUCCACGCCGCUCCGAGCCGCCUGCUUCGACGGCCACCUGGAGAUCGUGCGCUACCUGGUGGAGCACAGAGCUGACAUGGAGGUCGCCAACCGCCACGGCCACACCUGCCUCAUGAUCUCCUGCUACAAAGGCCAUAAGGAGAUCGCCAAGUUCCUCCUGGACCGCGGCGCGGACGUGAACCGGAAAAGCGUGAAAGGAAACACGGCUCUGCACGACUGCGCCGAGUCGGGGAGCCUGGACAUCAUGAAGAUGCUGCUGAAGUGCAACGCCCGCAUGGAGAGGGAUGGAUAUGGAAUGACCCCCCUCCUCGCUGCGAGUGUUACGGGUCACACCAACAUCGUGGAGUACCUCGCCCACCAGCCCCGCACCUCCAGGGAGGAGCGGAUCGACGCGCUGGAACUACUGGGGGCCACUUUUGUGGACAAGAAGCGUGACCUGUUGGGAGCAAUGAGGUACUGGAGAAGAGCCAUGGAGCUGCGGCAGGCAGGUGACAAAGCUGGAUCCCUGGCCAAGCCCCCACCUGGCCCCCCGAUCCCUGCCUACAGCUGUGCACAGGAGGUGAACACGGCUGAGGAGCUUGAAGCCUUAAUCACAGACCCUGARGAAAUGAGGAUGCAGGCCUUGUUGGUCCGGGAACGCAUCCUCGGGCCAUCCCACCCAGACACGUCUUACUACAUCCGGUACCGGGGGGCCGUCUAUGCCGACUCGGGCAAUUUUGAACGCUGUAUCAGUCUGUGGAAGUAUGCAUUAGAAAUGCAGCAAAGCAACUUGGAUCCUUUGAGUCCCAUGACAGCUUCCAGUUUCCUGUCCUUUGCCGAGCUCUUCUCUUUCGUUCUUCAGGACCGGGCCAAAGGCACCCUGUCGACCCGCAUCACCUUCCAGGAUCUGAUGGUCGUGCUGGGGAAGAGCGUGCGGGAGGUGGAGCGAGCCGUGGCGCAGCGGGACAACCCUCCGGAGGCCCCUCAGUUCACCAAGGCGCUCUCCAUCAUCCUCCACCUCGUCUUUCUCCUGGAGAAGCUGGAGUGCAGCCCCGAGCAGGAGCACCAGAAGAAGCACACGGUGUACCGCCUCCUCAAGCUCAACCCGCGAGGCCGGAGCGGCUUCACGCCCCUCCACAUGGCCGUCGACAAGGAGACCACGUCCGUCGGCCGCUACCCCGUGGGCCGCUUCCCCUCCCGGGCGGUGGCGGCGCUGCUGCUGGAGUGCGGCGCCGACGUGGACUCCCGCGACUGCGAGAACAACACGCCGCUGCACGUCGCCGCGCACAACGGCUGCGCGGAGAUCAUGACUCUGCUGAUCCAGGCGGGGGCUCACUUCGACGCGACCAACGCUCAGAGGAAAACGGCCCACGACUUGUACGACGAGCACAGCAGCGGGCACCCCACCCUUUACCCGCUGAACUACAUCACCCUUCAGUGCCUGGCAGCCCGUGCGGUGGAGAAGCACAGACUGCCGUACAGGGGGCUGAUCUCUGAGGAGAUGGAGGCCUUUAUCGAGCUCCACUGACUCCCGUGACGAGACGCCUGUUCUGUUCUUCCCUGUUCCUUCACAAACCUUUGUUUUUGUUUGUUUGUUUGUUUGUUUUGUUUUCAUCUGCACCAUUCUCCUUACCUCUCAUCUCCCCUCCUGGCCGAAUGUUGUCUCAGACCAAACCAUAGCAAUAAUCCAACAGCCUCUGGGAUUACAAUCUGGUCACAUAUCACUUAAUUCUAAAUUGAAAUCACACUGACUUUUAAAGUGAUUAAUUUUUUAUUACUUUUUAAUUACUGGGUGAAAAAUCUACCAAACAAUAAUGACGAUAAUAAUAAAAAUACAGUAUAUCUGGACUUAGAUGGAUUUUCUGCUGGUGCUAGCAUAUUAUGAGAUGGGUUUUAGUGUUAUUAAUGAAGAAGCCUUUGAUCAAAGUGUCCAGAUGAAAUGCAUGAAAAAGAAGUGUGGUUGUGCUAGUUCAGUUAUUGGUUUGCAAACUCCUUUAAAAACAAACUAAAGUGUUUUUUUCACCCCUUCUUGUUCACAUCUGUUUGUUGUUGAGGAAAUUGUUGCCAAGCCUCUUGAAUACAUAAAGUCAAAGGUUUAAGCAUUAAAUUGUCAGUACCGGAGGAGGAGUAACUUUUUUUUUCUUAAUGUUUCAGACUGUGAUUCUCUAUGCCAGCCUGCAGAACACAUACUUGAAAGACUUUGGAGAAGAGUGGUAUAAAUUGUGGACUGUUUCUAAAACAGGCUGCUAUUGUUUUUAUUAAUUCUUCUGAAUCCACACAAACUUUUCUUCUUCAUAUUAUUAUUAUUCCAGUCAGGGCUAAUUUGGUUUUUAAGCCAAAAAAGAAGAAGAUAAAAAUACAAAAAUAGCAAUGUUAUCAUGUUAUUCAAAAGUUGCACAUGCAGACUACAGACUUACAAACUGAAGUUGGUUUAAUGAUGAAAUUUCUGUAAUAUGAGUUAACUCAUACCUUCAGAGUUUUCUUCCUCUGUAUAAACAAACCGUUUAUACAGAGGGAAGUAGAUAUUUUUUUUAGGGUGGUCACAUAAACAAAGAUAUUCAAUUUCAAGUCAAAAGGGCAACAAAAAAAUAAUCUUAGGCCUUGUUUCCUACAAAUAAUUUGCUCGAGAUCCAAUAAAUCAUGCAUUUUAAUUGAUUGGAACCAGUGAGUCUCCAGCCAUCUUUUUUUUUCAUUAGUCUUACGUUUGUUAGACCACGUUUUGUUUGUCUCGUGUUUUCCUGAAUGUUUGACUGCUAAGCACGGCAGAGUUGAAUGCAACACCGAAAGGCUUCUAUAAAUAACAGAACCCCUCAUAUUCAGGCUUUUUGGAACUGACGCUGCCUUUGUAACGCAACUGUUUUAAUUUAACUGAGCAAGAGUUUGUUGAAUAAAAUUCAGCAUCCCAACCGAA
Molecule: messenger RNA, 3407 nt
Organism: Austrofundulus limnaeus
Lineage: Eukaryota; Metazoa; Chordata; Actinopteri; Cyprinodontiformes; Rivulidae
Gene: fem1a
Product: fem-1 homolog a
Exons: 1
Coding region: 171-2024 (617 amino acids)
Molecular function (GO): protein binding
Source: RefSeq, a predicted model, not a curated record